Molecule: messenger RNA, 473 nt
Organism: Trachymyrmex cornetzi
Lineage: Eukaryota; Metazoa; Arthropoda; Insecta; Hymenoptera; Formicidae
Product: HIG1 domain family member 1A, mitochondrial
Exons: 3
Coding region: 133-417 (94 amino acids)
Biological process (GO): mitochondrial respirasome assembly
Cellular component (GO): mitochondrion
Source: RefSeq, a predicted model, not a curated record
GCUGAGAUUGCUGAGAACUCGACUGAACUAUUUAUAUUCAUAUAAUAUAGGAAUGUUACUUACAUGUCUGAUCCUCUGUGCAAAGUAAUCUGGGUUAGCAGUUAAUAGUUAUCACUAUAUUCUUUUUUAAAAAUGGCUACUACUGGCGAUGAGAGAGACACAAUAAUAGAUCAAACUUUGUCAGAGAAAUUGUUACAGAAAGGACAAAAGUCACCAUUUCUUAUUGCAAGUUUAAUAAGUUUAGCAGGUAUCUGUGGCUAUGGUGUUUAUGCGUUUAAGAAGAAAAAGAUAUCUACACAGUUAUAUUUACUACAACUCCGAGUUGCUGCCCAAGGAACAGCAAUAGCUUUUCUGACAAUAGGAAUGGGAUAUCACAUGAUAAGGAAGUAUGUCUUGCACGAUGAAAAAGAACCAUGAUGCUUAAUGCUAAAUUAAUAGCUUAAUUGUUUAAUAAAAUAGGAAUUAGAGAAAUG